CCCGACCAUUUGUUUUGUUUUUUGUUUUGAUUUUGAUACUUUCAUAUGUGCUUUGAUAUUUGAAUUAUUUGAUACCAUUUGAUACUCAUUUGUGUCAUUUUUUUAUUUUAUUUAUUUUCGAUUUUAUACCUACUCAUUUAUAUUGCAUAAGUAAAUUUUCUCUGUGUUCAAAAGUCCUCCUAUUUAAACAUAAACUUAAAACCCCAAAACAUGUUUGAAUUUGAGUCUGAAAAUUCAGAGAAACCAGACGAGUAUGACAGAAGAAAAGAAGCUAUUGUAAACUUAGGGUUUAAUUUGGGUGAAAGAUUUGGUAGUUUUGAAGAACUCGAUACCAAAUUUAAAAAAGCAUGUAGAGACAAUUACGUGUAUUUUCACAUAACCAAAUGUCUACCUUUUGAAUCAGUGAAGAGGACACUAAAACACAACUGCAAACCAGAGUUGAAAUAUUACAAUUUGAAAUAUGCUUGCAUAUUCUGCAAUGGUAAACUUAAAGAAACCGGUGGAAAAACAGUGGGAGGCAAAUCAAAAAAAAGUCAUGUUGGUGUUUGUCCAGCAUCAAUAACCAUAAAAAUCACUGAAGAUGGCAAGUUUCUUGAGGUAUUUAAUGUAGAAAAUUAUCAUAAUCAUUCUGUGACCAAACAGGAGUAUGAACAGUUCGUACCCAAACCAGAUACAGAUGUUAGUAACCUAAUUAUUACGGAAAUUUCAAAAGAAGAUAAAUUUGCAAUGGCUUUUGCAAAAGCUAAUCUUAUUGCAAAGCUGGUUUCUGUAAGGGUCCCUCAUAAAGUUCCAGAAAUUAUUCAAAAUCUUGAGGAUUUUUCUUUUUAUUUAGAAUAUACUGGAACCAAACUGACAGAUGAUGAUUAUGAGGAAGAAAUGGAAACUGACGAAAAUAAUGAAACUGUUAUCGAAACUAAAAAUUAAUAAAAACGUUUGUAAUAAUUAUUAUUUGUAGAUUAUUUUACAUGUCCAUU
Ceutorhynchus assimilis (cabbage seed weevil) is the source of this 974-nucleotide messenger RNA. The record is from the annotation of a GenBank genome assembly. NCBI's taxonomy places the organism in Eukaryota, Metazoa, Arthropoda, Insecta, Coleoptera, Curculionidae.